AUGGCUGCGAUGGCCUUGAAGAACAGCUCAGAGAUGCCAUGUACCCCGAUAGCUUCUAGAUUGGCACCAUCCAGUGCUAUUACACCCGUGGACUGGACGCCCGGAGAGUGGUCUGGAGAAGAAAGUGAAAAUUCUCAAGACGGGGACGAAAUAGAAGGAGAAGAAUCAUUGAUAACGACAUACAAUGAGGCAAUGGCUAGUUUAUCAGAAAAGACCAAGAUCGGAAAAGUCAGCCCAUUGACCUUUCAGUUAGAAACUGGAUGGGAUGAAGCGACGGACGUGGAAAAGGGAAAAUGCAUUGAAAAGGCUAUGGAAGGAUGCAAAGUCGUAUGUGAAAUAAUAGCACCAAACGCUGGGGAUCAGCUUUUUAGAUCAUGCGCUCAAUUAUCAGAUCGGACCAACGAAAAUCCUUCUGGUGACUUGCUUGCUCCAAUGCAGGCGUACAAAAAUGCUCCAACAGGGAAUCUUAAGACCCAGAUUCUAAGUCUUUAUGCAUACCGCUACCCUAUGGAAAAGCUACAAAAGCUACACGAGCCCUUCGAAAGCAUAACUAUGUGGCAAAUAAAGAGGGCAAGAGCUCAUGCUCGCGAAUACGGUCCAGUUUUUACCCUUGAAAAGGCUUCAAGUUAUCGUGUUCGACUUGACACAGCCCUUGUGGAUCAUUUUAUAGAAUUUGUAAACAGACCAUAUUUUUAUCAAGACGUUUCGUUUGGAACCCGAAAAUUGAAAUUGGAUAAUGGCGAACAAGUGACCAUGCCCAAUGUAAUUCGCACAGUAACUCGCUCCACCAUGAUACAACAGUACCUGCAGUUCUGCGAAGAAGAAGAGAUAAAGCCACUAAGCCGUGCAACUUUGUUCGGAUCCUCGAGGUCAGAGAAGCCUCUCAACAAAAGUCAUUAG
Messenger RNA from Porites lobata, 900 nucleotides. Lineage: Eukaryota; Metazoa; Cnidaria; Anthozoa; Scleractinia; Poritidae. The record is from the annotation of a GenBank genome assembly.